Messenger RNA from Tetrahymena thermophila SB210, 10255 nucleotides. Its product is annotated as transmembrane protein, putative. The transcript is spliced from 8 exons. The record is from RefSeq and is a predicted model, not a curated record. Lineage: Eukaryota; Ciliophora; Oligohymenophorea; Hymenostomatida; Tetrahymenidae.
AAAUUUUUCUUUGUAAAAAUAAUUAGCUUUUUUUAGUUAACCAAACAAUCAUAUAAAAGAAAAAUGUUUUUUUUGUUAAUUUUAGUUUUAAAUUUAAUAUACUUUGCAAAAGGAGAUGCAUUUGACUCAAAAAUUUACUGUAAAAUAGAUGAGUAUUAAAUAAGUUUCAAAGAAUGUAGAAAAUGUGAUUUCUAAUGUUUAUCUUGUAUUGGACCAACUGCUAAAGAUUGCUUAAAGUGCAGAUUUAACAGAUACAAAAAUGAAUGUCUUGAUAAAUGUCCUUAAAAUUACUUUAGCUAGAAUGGAUAAUGCAAAACAUGUAGCAUCCUUUACUGCUAAUAAUGCUUUGAUGUGGAUUAGUGCUAAACUUGUGUAAAAGGAUUUAAACUUUCUGAUAAUCGAAAAUAAUGUAUAUAUUAGUCCCAAAACUCAUUUGCAUACAGAGAUGAAAAUAAGGGAGAUAUUAUUAAUGAUACAAUUGUUUGCUAGGAUUAAUAUGCAACAAAUUAUAGUGGUAAAUAUUGCUAAGCUAUUCCAUUUUGUUUGAAAGAAAAUUUCAUUAAUUAAUUGAAAGAAACAUGCUUUAAUAUUCUUAAUAAAAAUAGCAAUGGUAUAAAGAUGGCUACGAUGAAGGAAAGUGUUGUUUACUAUAAUGAAAAAUAAGCUAAUAUUUAUAGAAUUAAAGAUUACUAAUAUGAAGACUCUCUAUAAAUUAAUGAUAAACUUGUUAAAAUUGUUUACUUUAAAUAGUAACUCUUUAUAUUAUACACAACCUUUACAGAAAUUUAUGAGGGCAAGCCUCUAUCUUUAAAGUCUAAGAUUUAAUAGCCUAAGGAUAUUUUAAAUGUAAAAAAAUCUUACAUCUUUUCUUUAGAGUCUUUUUAAACUGUUUUAUUGACAAUAACAGCCCAAAAUGAUGAAUAUAUAAUACAGGAUCUCCAAAGUUCUAAUAUUCUUGCUAAAAGCUAUGUUGGUCAGUUAAUUUUAGACAUUAAAGUAGAAUAAACACAGAAUGUAUUGGUAUUAGCGACACUUUAAACAGUACAAUUUUUCUAAUUAAAGGUAAAUGAUGAAUUAUCUACCAUAGAUUUAGUCUAUAAAGCGUCGUUUCCUACAAAUAGAAAUAGCAGUUAUAUAAUUUAGAAUGUCUAUACUUAAUUUUAUUAUUCGUAAUCCUAAUCUCUUUUUGCUCUGCUUUUUGAUGAAUAAAGAUACUCAAUUUAUAAUAUUAAAGAAUUCAAGAUUGUUUAUUAAUUAAAUUUGGAUUCUUAUAAUCAAGCUAUUGUGAUAUAAGAAUUAGGAUAAGUAUCAUUUCAUUAUGAAAACCUUAUUGUACUGCAUGAUUUAGAUUUGAUCAUUUACAAAAAAUAAAUAAAGUUACAUGAAAUAGUUAUAACAGGAAAUAACUUUUUAAUUGUUUACUUGAAUCCUUAUGUAUAUAUUGCUUCAAAAGAUUUUACUCAGAGUUAUGUUAGUGUAUAUGACAAUAAUUUCAUAUUUGUAAAAAAUAUUGCUUUAAAAUAAGGUAAAGUGACUUCAAUGCAUAUACGAUAACCAACAAAUGAUGAAGAUAAAGAGACUGUAGUUGUAGGCUAAGAAGAUAACAUAGCUGAAAUAUAAGGGCUAUAAGUGAAGAGAUAUCUAGUUGAAAAUUGCUUUAACUCUCCUGUAAAGUUUUUUGGUUAAACUACUACUCUAAUCAGUGGUUAUGUAGUUGACUAAAUAAGAAGAAUUCAUUUUUAUGUUUCAAUAAAUAUUUAUGGAAAUCUUGUAUUUAUCUUAAUAAAAGACAAUAAGGUUAUCAAAUACGUAGAAAUAUUCCAUCCUGAAUUGAUGAAUUUAGAGUUAUAUUAGAAGCUUAAGCUUUACAUUAAUUAAGUUGAUAGGGAAAUCAAAGUAUUUGGUUUAAGAGUUAAAGACAUGAAGUAUGUCAUUAUGUUUUCAUACUUUCAGUUUAAUGUUUUAUUCAUAGAAUAAUACUUAGAUAUUUUAUUUUUAAGCUCAAGUCUAAUCAUAGUAUAGAAUUUAAACAACUAUAAUUAAGUCAUUUACAAAAGAAAUGAUUUCUAAUAAAAUUCUUAAGUAAUCCUAUCUAAUACUAAUUCUAUUGGUAAUUGCCUUUAAAAUAAUAAUUAUUUUGUUAUUGAAAAUUUUUGGAUUAAUAACUAAAAUUAAUAAGAGAAUACUUUUAUUGCAAUAGAAAAAUAAGCUUUUACUUUCUGCUAUGGUAUGAAAAUUCCAUAAGAAUAUCUAUCUAUUAAUUUUAUUUCUGAUGAUGAGAUUCUCUGUAUUACAAAUACUCACUUUUUAACAUAUAAUUUGAGUGAUUGUUAACAAAUCAAUUCUACUGAGCAUCUUAUUUAAAGUAAGAUAAGGGAUGUUUAGGUUAAAGUUGAUUAUAAUUUAUUAAUCUUAGAUGAGUAUAUUGAGAUUUAUUCGGAAAACGAACAUACUAAAUACAAUCAUACUUACUAUUUCUUUAAUUUAAAAACAUUUUAAAUUAUAAAUUAAUUUAAACCCUUGAAAAGCGUAAAUUAACAACUAGAAGAUUUCAAUUAAUUGAAUACAUAUAUCUUCUUUGUAGAUGGCACUCAUAAAUUUGCAGAUUCAAACAUUCUCAUAGUUAUGGCUUCUUACAAUGAAGAUUAAAAAUAUGAUAUGAGUAACGACGAUAUGUCUACUGGUUUAUGUGAGAUGUAUAUUUCUGAAUUUAUAAUAAAUGGCUUAAAAAUUGAGUAAAGUAAGAUUUAUACAACAAUUUAAGAAUGUAAAUCAAUGAGUAGAUGGGGAGAGCAACACUUUGGUUUGUAUAGGAGUGUAUAGCUAUUCUAAUAAAAAAUAUUUGGAUAAAUUUAGGAAUAGUUCUCAAUAGGCUGCUCUUUUAAUUGUAUGGAAUUAUAGGAAGUGCUCAUUUAUAAAAAUUUAGUUGUUUAUUAAGAAAAAAUUCUUCCUAAUUUUGCUCGAAUAUUAUCUGGUGACACUCUAUUUUAUUCAAAAUAAAAAAUAAUUAAAAGGUAUAACAUAUAUCCAAAAUUCAAUAUCAUAAUGAUUGAAUACUCUACAUAACUAGACUAAGCUGAUGGCUAUCUAAUAAACAUAUAACUUAUUAAGUAUCCUUAAAAUGAAGAGUUAUUCAAUUAUUAAAUAAAUCAAGUUUGCAAAUACUUUGUAGCUAAUAUAAUCGAAAUAUAUAAUACUUUAAUUAUAUGUGAUUAAAAUAUUCUAAGUGUUUAUGAUGUAAAUAACAUUAGCUCAAAAAUCUAAGUUUUUAAUGAUUUCAAUCUUGCAUAAAUAUGUAAAUUUGAUUACUAAUUUAUAAAUGUAGGAUCUAUAAAAGGUGAUUUUCUUGCAUAGUGUAAAUUAGCUUUUUCAGAAUACAGUCCGAUAAUAUAUAUUAACGGAUAAGGUAUCUAUAAUUAUUAAAACAAUUCUUUCACUGCAUACCCAUAGCUAAUAUUUGAUAUAUUUAAGGUUGAAAGAUCAGUAAAUAAUUUUUUUGGAAGUUUAGAAUAGAAACAGCUAUUCAUUGAGUAAGAAAACUAGAUAAUAGUUAUUUUAUACCAAACUAUAUUUUUUUAUAAUAAAUCAAACAACUAUACCUAAUAUCAAACCACACUUAAACUAAACAGUUAGAACUACUUUUUUGAAUAAAAUUACUUUAUAACAUUAAAUGAGCAUUAAAAUUAUGAAAUACUCUAAAUAUACAACUAUCUAUUUGAAUCAAUCAUAUCAUUUUAAGAAGCUGAAAAUAUUGAAUUUAGCAGUCAGUAUUAUAUAGACUGUACUGGAUUUAAUAAAAUGCUAAUAACUUAUACAAUGAAGAUUGUUGGAUUCAAUCAACCCUUCUCCCAGUCAAACGAUCCCUUUUUCACUUAUAAUGUAUAAAGUUAAUAUAAAAACUUUAACGUUUAGUUAUGUACUGAUGAGCAUUUAAUAUUGUUGGUUAAUCUGACUUCAACCAAUAUGCCAAGAUAUGAAAUAUAGGUCAUAUCAUAUUAUACUUAAAGUUUGAUUAAAACAUAUUCAAUUAGACCUGAUCAACUAAUUUUUAACAAUUAAUCUAAGUCAGUUACCUAAUAAAAUUGGUAUUAGAAAUCAAAAGGAAUAGCUUUAAUUUAGAAUAUAAUCAUUUCUUUAAUUGAAGAUGGCUCUGAUCUUCUGUAUGUCUUACCAACUUUAGAUUUUGUUUAUGAUGAUGUUAAUGAUUAUGGAAUAAUAAUUGAUAAUAAAAAUAAUAAUUAUAUAUAAGUAAUAGACUUUUCAUUAAUUUUUCCUUUUAAUUUAAAUAGCUAUUCUUUUGCUAAUGACAUAAUGAUAGGACCUUAUUUAUAUGGCUAUACUAAUAAAACAACUAACUAAUAUUAGAAUAAAUGGAUUAUAUUUUAUAAUUCAUACUAUAAUUCUAUUUUCUUUUAUGAUUUUGAUGAUGAGACAGAGACAAAGCUUUAAUUAGAUGAUGGAAUUAUUUAGAAUAACCACCAAAUUUUGUAUAAUAUUGAAUUAAGAACAUAGUCAGAAGAUGUAGACCCUGAAAAAAACCCUGACUUUCCAACUGAGAGCUUAAUAAAAAAACUCAAUUUUGCUUGUUUAUUUAAUAAUUAUGCUGUCAUUUUCAGCAAAGAAAAAAUUAUUUAAUAUUUGCCAAUAACUAAUUAUGAUAAAAAUAUACCUGAAGGGAGUUUGAAAUUUAAUGAUAUUAGUAAAAGUGCAACAUUUGCUAGAAUUUAAAUGAACAAUAUCACACACUUAUAUGAAGUUGUGUAUAAACACGUAAAUCUUCCCACAAAUAUAGAUUUAGGAAAAAUUUUGCACACAGUUUUUUAUUCACAGGAUCUCUUGUUAUAUUUGGCUUUCAUAGACUCUAAUGGUUAUUUUGUAGUUGAUGAGAAUGUCUUCAUUAAACUUCCUGAAGAUUACUCAGUGGAUAAAAUAAAUUUAUUUGAUAUCAUAGUGAAUGAUAAAACUGCCUAAUCAAUCUUUAUUUUGGGAACAUCACAGAAAAUUAGUAUAUACAAUGAAUCUUUAGAUAAAUUGCUAGAAAUGGAUACUUUAUCUGGUAGUAUUUAAGAUGCAAUUUUAGAAGAAAAAUUUUAAUAUUUGCUAUUAAUAACAAGCAAUACACUUAUGGUAUAUAGAUACACGUUAAAUGAAGAAAAAUCCAAUAUUAACUAAAUCGAACCUCUAAAUAAAUUUAAUCUUCAAUCAAGAAAUUAAAAUAAACUUUCCAAAAUUAAUAAUGAUCACAUUGCAGUAAUAUCUAAAUCAUAGCUUUCAAUGUUCCUAUUAACCUCUGAUUCAGUUUAAUACAUUUACUCUAUUCAGAAUUAAAAUUUUAAUAUUAUUUAAAAUUCACUACUUUUUGAUGAUUCGAAAUUUCUGAUAAUAUGGGAUGUUCAUAGAGUUUAUCUUUAUGAUGUUAGACCAGAUAACGGUGAGAUUGUUUAAAUUUUUUAUAGAGAGUAUACUCAUAUUAAAAUUCUUUAUACUGGCUACUAUUGGGACAAUAAUAGGUCAUUUAUUCGAUUGAUUGGAGUCACUGCAACUAAUGUAUUUGAUAUUAGAAAGGAAGUAAAAAAUUUAGACAAGAAUGCAGAAUAAUAAAUUCAAUAUCAAAAACUUUUGAAUAGUGACUCAUCUCUAAAAAGCCUAUCUUCUUAAUGCAUAUAAGUCGAUAAUCUAUAUUCAAAUAUAUUAGAAUAAUCUCAAUAGAUAGAUUAUCUUGUUUAAAAAUCUCAUUCAAAAAUUUACAGCAUAAUUUUUAAUGUCUAAUAUGACAACUAAAUUAUUUAAAUACCUGAAAAAAGUUAUUUAGAAAACCUGAUUGAUGGAUUGAAAUUAAUUUACAAUCUUAACAACAAAAAUAUAAAAAUAUUCUAGAAUAAUAAAGUAAAUUUAUAGAAUCCUUAGUUGUUUUAAUAUCUGACUUUCAAAAAUGGGACAGUAGACUUAUAUGUAGACUAAGAUUCACAUUAAAGCAACUAAACUGCUAUUUAUAAUUAAAUUAUUUUUAAUAAUUUUAAUACUAUAAAUUUGCUAAACAUUUUAAUAAAGAGAUCAACAUUUAUCAUUAUGUGUAAGAAUAUUUACAUAAAUAAGGUUACUAUAGAUGAAAAAGCUGAUAAAUUUGUAAUUAUUGGUGAAGAAAAUACUUAAAAUUAUUUAUACAUCCAAAAUUUUGUAAUAUUUGUUUAAGAAAUGAAUAAGAAUUUUCUUUAAAUAGAAAAAUACUUUUAGGCAAACAUGAGCAAUAUUUUUAUUUAAAGUUCAAGUAAUUAAAGAAAUGAUACUUAUUAAAAUGAUGGACUUAUAAAUAUAAUUGAUUCAAAAAUCAGAUCAUUCACAGGGUUUGUAAACUUUGAAAAAGUAGGAUCUUUAAAUUUAACUGGCUUGAAAGUGUCUGAUCUUGCAUCUGACAUUACCUUAUUAUCUAUAAUUGAAAUAGAAAAUGUGACAAUUUCUGAUGUUACAGCAACCAACUUGAAUUGGUUAACUACGAUUCCCCUUGAAAAAUCUGCUGAUCGUAGAAUUUCAAUUUUUGAUAUUUUCUUAGCCUUAAAUUUUGUAAACAUAUCAAGGGUCUAAAUUAAAAAUUGUAUGUAUGACAGGGUUAUUAAAAUAAAUAGCACAAUUUUUGAAACAUAUGAUUAUAUUCAACAAGUGCAAUUUUCAAAAAAUUUAACUGUUAAUAUAGAAGAUGUAACAAUCAGAAAUAUAAAACCAAAAGGAACUGCUAAAGCUAUUGUAGCCUAUUAUAAUUUGUUUCAACUACAAGUAAGUCACGCUUUUCUAUCAAAUUUUGUUGCUAAAAAUGUAUCAGGAUUUACUUCAUGUUAUUAUCUAUAAAAAAUGUAAUAAGCUUUUGUUAAAAAUUUCAACAUUAGCUUGAUUUAAAAUGCUCAAAACAUAAUUAGCUUUAGUUAAAUAGAAGAAUUAAAUUUUUAUAAUAUAUAAGUUAUUAAUUUUACAAACAUAGUAAAUUGCUUUUACUUAUAAGAUUCAUAAAUAUAGCUUAGUAAAAUAAAAAUAAUAAACCCUAUAAUUAGUAAUUACUAUGUUUUUGAUUCUGCAAUAAAAAUUUCUUUUUACUAUACAAGUAGUUCUAUUCUAAUUCAAGAUACAAUAGUAUAAAAUAUUUAAAACUAAAGAGGAAAUGGAACAGCAAUUAAUAUCAUAAAUGCUAAUUAAGUAAAGCUAUAAAAUGUUAAAUUAAAUUAAAAUUUUUGUAUUUUAAAUGGUGGAGCUAUAUAUGCUAUCAAUUCAAAUAUAUUAAUUUAUUAAUUAGAAGUAACUGAUAAUAAAGCCGUCCUUUCUGGAGGAGGUAUAUAUCUGCUUAUGAGUUAAAUUGAGUUAGAUAAAAAUUUUAAAGAUCAUGAUAUUAAGAAAUCAGUCAUUAAAAACAACUUUGCUUAAGUUGGGGGAGGAAUCCGUUACAUAUCCAACUUUAUACCAAAUUUAAUUUUGGAAAACGAGAGCAUUAUUUCAGACAAUAGUGUUAGGUUUUAUGGAAGUGAUUAUACAAUGUAUCCAAAAAAAAUAUAGAUCAUCAAAGAUUAGAAUUAUUAGCUGCUUUCAUCAAGUUUGUUGUCAAUUAAACAAAAGGUCAAAUUUAUAUGGGUUGAUGAGCAAGGAAAUAAUUUAAAAUAUUACGACGAAAACGAUACUGUUAUGCAAUUAUUUAAUCUAAAAGUAAUUGAUGAACAGUUUACUGAUUUGAUUUAGGAACUCAAAUAAUAUAAAAUAAUAAAUAUAUACUCUGAUGAUAUAAUUUUUGAUUCUAUUUCUAACUAAAUAGAAUUAAAUGGAGCAAUAAAAAAAAAUGAGGAUGAAGGUUAUCAAUACAUAGAAGUUGAAUCUUCAUUUUUGCUUUCUCCUAAAUAAAAGUCUUCAUUUUAUAUUUAUGCACCAUUGAAAUACAUACCUAUGAGCUUAAAAGCUGAUAUCACUAAUUUGUCAUUACCUGUUGAUGUGGAAUUCAGAGAGUGCAUAGAAGGUGAAAUCAUAGAAGAAUACUAAAAUUCAUUAAAAAAAAAAUAUUUUUCAUGCAAUCUUUGCUCAAAUAACACUUAUUCUUUAUAGAAGCCUAUUAGUAAAGAUUAAAAAUGUUAGAUAUGUCCUGAUUACUCAUUGUCAUGUGAAGGAAAUUAAAUAAUAGCUAUGUAAGGAUUUUGGAAUGAGCCUGGAACAGACAUAAUUGAGGAGUGCUUUAAUUAACCACUUAAAUGCACAAGAGAUGAUCCAAAUUUAUAUUAGUGCAGCGAAGGAGGUUUUGGGCCUAGGUGCGAAAGUUGUGACUACUCAAAUUUUAUAUUCUAAGACUAUUACUAUGGUAAGAGUGGUAGAUAUAAUUGUAGUAAAUUUGAGAAAAGAGAUGGAUUUGCAAAAGAAAUUGUUAUUACUGUUUUUUUAGUAUUAAUAUUUAGUGUGUACCAAGGAUUUUCUGUGAUAAAAAUUAAUAAAUAAAUGUCUAACUAACUAAGGAUGUAUUACUUGAAAAAAGCAGGUAUAAUUAAUUUUUAAGUAACUCUCAGCAAAAGUGGGUUUAGUUCUCUAGUUAAAUUCUUUGUAGGUUAUUUUUAAAUGUUAUAAGUCUUACUUUAAUUUAGAUUUAAAAUACCUGACGGAUUUAUAAGUACAAUCACAUUUAUAGGAAAUCCUCUAGAAACUUGCAUUUACUCCCUUGAUUUUGCAUUCAUAAAAUUAGGACUACACAAAAGCAUAGAGAUAGUUUAUUUAAGGUUGAUAUGGCUUUACAUUAAUAGUUUUGCUUAUUUUAUAUUAGCCGUUAUCCUCUCAUCAAUUUACAUCUGCAUCAAGAAGAGGAAGUAUAAAACCUAAAAAAUUCUAAAAAUAAUAUUCUUGAUGAUUUAUACAGCUGGAAUGUACGUGUAUUACUCAGUUUACUUAAAUUUAGUUGAGAUCAUAGUUAAUAUAAUAUCUUGUCAGUCAAUUGGUACUAAAUAUUAUAUUUUAGCUGACAGCUAAUUUGAAUGUCAAACACCUUAUCAUAUUUUAUAUGCAUAUAAAAUAUCUUUACCAGUAUUAGUCAUCAUUACAAUUGUUUUUCCUUCAUUCAUUUUUUACAAGUUAUAUAAGCAAAGAUUAAACUUAUAUAAAGUUUCAUUUUAUCUCAAAUUUGGCUUUUUCUUUUAGGAAUAUCAACCCAAGAAAUAUUAUUGGGAAAUAAUUAGAAUGUCAUAUCGUACACUAAUCUAUGUGGCAUCUACUUACUUUUCAUAAUAGUAGCUCUUUAGAUCAGUUAUUCUUAGCUUGCUUUCACUUCUUUAUCUUGUCUUAACGAAUACAAAUUAACCUUACAGGACAAAAAUCCAAAACAAGUUAGACUUUAUGGUAGCAUUCAUUAUGAUAAUUUGCUAUUAGCUAGGAGUCAUUAAUAACUACACACAUGAUUAAAAACUGUAAGUGGUUUCAGUAAUAUUAGUCGCCAUUUUGAAUAUAGGAAUUAUUCUUUUCUUUUUGCACUCAAUUCUUCGAGAAAAAAUCCUUUUUAACCAAAAGCAGUUUUUUUAUCCAGCCAUUUAAUUUUUAAUUAAAUGGACUCCUAAAUUUUUUGGCAGAAUAUUUAGAGAACAAAAAAGCUGCAUUAUUUUCCAUAAAGGAUGGAAGAAGGUUUAGCACAUAGUUUUUGAAAAUAAGCUACCACUUCUUAGAUUAAAACUUAAUCUACAAUCUCUUCCUACUCAUAAGAUGGAAUUUUCUCCAAGCUACUCAUAAGCUCAAAUUAAUAAUUAACUUGUAGGUCAAUAUACAACAAAAAAUUAAUUGCCCACAUAAUUAGAAUUAUUGAAAAUUAAUAGCAACUUUUCAAAUCAUGAUGCUAUUGUAAUAAAUACCCUGAAUAGUAAACCGAAUAUAAACACCCCUCAAAAAAAAUCAGCAACAAAAAAAUAAUUUAACUUUUUUUCAGACUCUUUUGAAGCAAAUAAAAAAAUAAUCUCUCCAACUGAAAGACCAAAUAUAAAUUUCUCCUCAGAUAUUAAUUUGAUAUUUUCUUCAAGAUAAAAUAUGAAUUAAAUAAACUAACCAUCAGAAAAAGUACUAAAAUUCAAUGAAAAAAAUAAGUGAAAAUAUGAAAUGUAAUUUCAUACUUGUUAGAUUCUGUUUAAGAUUUAUAUGUUUUAAAAUAGCAAAAAAAUUAUAUUGAAUUUAUAUAGUCAAAUCAGUAAGUAGAAUUUAUGUUUAUAUUUUAAUUUACAUUUUAAAGUAAACAGACAUUUAUUUAUUUAGAAUAAAUUUU